AUGGACAGCGAGGGUGGUGUGGCUACGACUCCAGCGAGCUUAGACAGGAAAUUCUCUCAAGUUUUUGGUCCACAUGUAGCUGGAGACGAGGUUAGGUCUGUAUUGCUUACCCCAAAACCGCUACACCGACCAAAAUUCAACCAAGGCUUUUCCAUUGUGAUUUACGGAUUGGAUGCGUUUCAGUGUUAUGUUUUUGGCCCAGUUUUCGUGGGACAGGAGGAUCCCCCUUUUGGUGCAACAGUGAUAAUGAAGCGGGCAAAUGAUUUCCUUUGUGAUUCACAUGUUUAGAGGCAGAGCACACUGUUCAUUUGGUUGGUCGUUUUCCCAUUCUAAUUAUAAUUCAUUAUUUUAUUAAUUAUGCCCAUGUAAUUAGGUAAAGUUAUAUCUAAGAAUUUGGAGUCUAGAAAUCAAGUUGUUUUCAAUUUUUAUGUCUCUACAAAUUAAGUGAAGUUGUUGUACAUUAAUG
This is a messenger RNA of Lactuca saligna, 466 nucleotides long. The record is from the annotation of a GenBank genome assembly. Lineage: Eukaryota; Viridiplantae; Streptophyta; Magnoliopsida; Asterales; Asteraceae.